CAAUUUUUAAAAACCGCAGGCUCAGGAGAGAGAAAUUCCCGAGAAACUGCAACAGAGAGAAAGAGAGAGCUACGAGAGACUUCAAUUCAAUAGCGAGUGAGACUGUGUCAGUGUCUAUGAUGAAAACUUGAAAAGCAAAAACAAAACUCGAAAAAAUGGCGUACACAAAUCUAAACAGAAACGAACCUCUCUUUUUCUCAACAGUUUCAAAAUAAUUCUCAUCGCCGCGUUUUUUUUUCUUCCCCCUUUCUUACGUCGUUUUCAGUUGUAAACUACCGUGUACGACAUGAAUCGUUUAGGGUUUAAAAUCGAAGUGUUCGAAGGCGACGCGCGUUUAGGCGAACUUGAUGUUACUCCGGUAACGGCUUUUCAGAAUUUCCGAUUCCCGAACAACGAGAUUCGCAUCCACCAUAGAACCUUCAGAAGCGAGCGUUGUCCUCCGUUAUCGAUUCUUCAAGCGGUUUCCGCAUUCAAUGUUCGAUGUAAACUCGAUUCAUCGUUUCCCGUUGAACAACCGGCGUUAAUCAACCUCCACGCUUCGUGUUUCCAUGAAAUGAAGACUGCUGUGGCUGUGGUUGGGGACGAAGAGCUUCAUCUAGUGGCGAUGCCGAGUAAGCGGAAGAAGUUUCCGUGUUUUUGGUGUUAUGCUGUUCCGGUGAGACUUUAUGAUGCGUGCAUGGGGAUGUUGAAUUUGAGGUGUCUUGCGAUUGUGUUCGAUUUAGAUGAGACUUUGAUUGUUGCAAACACGAUGAAGUCGUUUGAAGAUAGGAUUGAGGCUUUGCGGAGUUGGCUUUCCAGGGAGAGUGAUCCAUCAAGGGUGCAGGGUAUGUCUGCUGAGCUCAAGCGUUACUUGGAGGAUAGGUUGCUGUUGAAGCAAUUCAUUGAGACUAAUUCCGUAGUUGAUAGUAAUGGAAAGCUGUAUCAGGUUCAGAUGGAGGAAGUGCCAUCUUUGACUGAACAGAAAGUCCUUCGCCCUGUUGUUAGGGUUCAAGAUAGGAAUAUUGUCCUUACUCGAAUCAAUCCCGAGAUUCGUGAUACUAGUGUACUAGUGAGGUUGCGGCCUGCUUGGGAGGAUUUACGAUGCUAUUUAACUGCAAGAGGACGCAAGCGGUUUGAAGUGUAUGUUUGUACUAUGGCUGAAAGGGAUUAUGCCUUGGAAAUGUGGAGGCUUCUUGACCCAGGGGCACAUCUUAUAGGUUCAAAGCAAGUCUUUGAUCGGGUUAUUUGUGUUAAAUCAGGUUCUCGAAAAUCUUUACUAAAUGUUUUUCACGAUGGUAUGUGCCAUCCAAAAAUGGCAAUGGUGAUUGAUGACCGUUCAAAGGUUUGGGAGGACAAGGACCAGCCAAGGGUUCAUGUGGUUCCUGCAUUUACUCCUUACUAUGCUCCUCAAGCAGAGACAGCCAAUGCUGUCCCAGUCCUAUGUGUAGCGAGAAAUGUUGCAUGCAAUGUCAGGGGUUGUUUUUUCAAAGAGUUUGAUGAGAACUUUUUACAAAGAAUUGCUGAAGUCUUCUUUGAAGAUGAGGUUGGAAGUUUGCCUCACCCUCCGGAUGUGAGCAGCUACUUGAUGUCUGAGGAGGUGCCAAAUGGUAAUGGACAAGCUAAUGCCCCCAUCAGUGAAGGAAUUGGCGGCACAGAGGUUGAGCGUAGGUUAAACCAACCUGAUGAUAAGCUUUCUGCUGAUUUAGUCAGUCGGCCCAUGGCAAAUAGUGUUGAGUUCAGGCAUGAAACCUCUCAGUCAACUGCUGGCAUAGUUCCAAAUGUCACUGGUCCUGGAUCAUCAAGGCCCUUGAUUCCUUCUCAGAAACCAGGUCUGCUGGGACCUCCAGUCAAACACGACGGAAGUUUUAUUGAUCGUGAUUAUGACAUGAAAAAAGGAAUAUUAAAUAUGAGGCAUAGUCCUGAUAUAAGAGGUCAAAGUUCAGCUGAACCCCCUCUGAUAUCGAGGCCACCUGUUCCUGCAUACGGAAGCUGGUUGGUAGAAGAUGAUAUAAGCAACAGAACUCAGACAAAUAAUUGGCCUUUUGCACCUGCUAAAGAAUCUAAUGUGGUAAAGUCUGAAAAGCAUCAGGCUCAACAAAAACAAUUUUCUCAUAAAAUGGAAGUUCCAGUUUCCAAUGUGCCACUCUCACAAACACCACAACUUAAGGCUGAAGAGGCAACUUCUGUAUCUGAUUUUCGGAGGCAGAAUAUUCCAACUAAGUUGCAUUUAUCAGAGAGUACAAUAUCUCUGAAUCAUGCAUCUUCUAAUAGCAAAGAUUUUCAAAAUGAAGUUGGAAAAUUGAACUUUGUACCAUCUCUGUCUAUUGGAGUGCUGCAAGAAAUUGGGAGGCGGUGUUGCUCUAAGGUUGAAUUUAAGUCAAUUGUAAGCACCAGCAAAGAUUUGCAGUUUUCAGUGGAGGUACUAUUCACUGGUGAGAAAAUAGGCUUUGGUAUGGGUAGGACAAGGAAGGAUGCUCAACAACAAGCUGCCGAGAAUGCCCUUCGCAGCUUAGCAGAGAAGUAUGUAACACAUAUGGAGCCUCAAUGUAAAGCUGUUGAUAAAGAAUUUGACAAGCUUUCUCUUGAACAUGAAAAUGGUUUCUUGUGGGAUGUGGUCGAUGCGGAGUCCAGUGAACUGCAAAGAGAAGAUGGAUUACCAAGAGAAAGUGCUUCUGAGUGGUUUGAGGGAGGGGCUAGUCUUGGAAUUUUUACAGAAUCAAAUAAUUGGCUCCAGAUGCCGAGACCCGGCCAUUAAAUCCCAAUCCCAUCACUCAGCAAAUGGAUAAACGUGCUAGCUUCCCAAGAACGCAUCAGUCUGUUCAUAGCAAACGAAUGAAGGAAUGAAAAUGCAGCUAGAUGAACAAGAACAACCAUCAUUGCAGCAACCGAAAAAUGUGAUAUUCGUGAGACGACAUUUUGGGGGCAAAAUGUUUUAAUCCAUGUCCUUUGUUCAUGUAAAACCUCUAGCCUAGUGGUUUUAGAUAUACUGAGGGGAUUUCCCCCCUGCUAAUUUAUGUUAUAUCAUAGAGAAGGGCAUUGUUUUUUGCCCGACCAUUUUUCCAUGUUGUCAGGCUAGCCACAUUUUCAAUGUUGUCUGGCUAGCCACAUUUUCAAUGUUGUAUUAGAUCGACUGUGUUGCUUUUCUUUUUCUUUGUAGUUGAUCCAUUACUGAUCUACAACGAUGGUUGAAUUUGUCUUGCUUCUAGGCUGAAGCUCCAUAUUGUAUUGUAGCUUUUGCAGUCACAGGUCAUCCACUGUGAAACCAGCCAAACCAACAUGUUAUUAAUCAGUUUCCUCUGAGUCAGUUGUUAGGAAUAUACUGACAUUGGGAAAAAUUUCAACGGGAUUAUUGUUGUCAAAUUCUGACAUUAUUCAUUUAGGGUUGUUUGGAUCGGUGGUAUGUGAUGAAAUGAAGUGGUAAAUAAAUAUUGUUUA
Lathyrus oleraceus (garden pea) is the source of this 3414-nucleotide messenger RNA. Its product is annotated as RNA polymerase II C-terminal domain phosphatase-like 2. The transcript has 17 exons. Gene Ontology annotation, molecular function: RNA polymerase II CTD heptapeptide repeat phosphatase activity. The record is from RefSeq and is a predicted model, not a curated record. NCBI's taxonomy places the organism in Eukaryota, Viridiplantae, Streptophyta, Magnoliopsida, Fabales, Fabaceae. Bases 287 to 2734 code for a protein of 815 amino acids.